This is a messenger RNA of Lingula anatina, 1873 nucleotides long. Its product is annotated as carbohydrate sulfotransferase 9. The record is from RefSeq and is a predicted model, not a curated record. Gene Ontology annotation, cellular component: membrane. NCBI's taxonomy places the organism in Eukaryota, Metazoa, Brachiopoda, Lingulata, Lingulida, Lingulidae. Gene Ontology annotation, biological process: carbohydrate biosynthetic process. Gene Ontology annotation, molecular function: sulfotransferase activity.
UAUUGUGCAAUAUUAACAGAUAAGGGUUCCUACUUAUCAGAUUUAAGGUACCGGUAUAAGUCUAUAUCAAUGCAUCUCUACCAGCAUACCUACAUAGCAAAUGGUUGAAAUCCUUUCAAAACAGAAGCAAGUUAUAUAAUAAAAUGCCGGCUUAUUCGGUUACGUAAAUACUAAGUUGAGGAUGGAAAAGACUCCACAAUAUACUUGUACAUGAAAAGAAGAACAGAUAAUGAACAAGGAAUAUCUCUUAGAAACCCAGGGCCUGAUCAGUAAAAGGAGUUUCAAUGGAUGCACUAAAGAAGCUCCAGUGGUUUGUAUUUGGUGCUGUCCUGAUGUCUUGUCUACAACUCUGGCUGAGGAGGAAGCAGACAGAUCUCUCAUUCUAGGUACCGACCUUGGAUGUUCGAAUCCACCGCCGAGAAAAUAUGAUCGGCAUUCAUCCUGGUUGAACGUCCCUAAAAUCUGGCGGGAAGAGAUGGAACGUCGCGUGAAACACAUGGAAACCGUUUGCCGAGACACCACCCACUCUGUAGAUGGCAGCAGUGCCAGGACAGGCUUUCCACCCAUGCUUUAUGUGGAUGAUAGGCACCGCCUUAUUAUGUGCUCAAUGCCUAAAGUCGGCUGUACCAAUGGAAAACGCCUACUUUACGCGUUAACAGGGAACGUGGAUAUGAAAUCGUUCCACAAUUUUGGAUCGGGUAAGAAAGUGGUUUCUUACAAACGCUUCCUCCCUCGACUUAGUCAGUAUUCUCCGUUUGGAGCUAAAUUACGGUUGGAGACCUAUUUAAAGGUGAUCAUCGUUCGCCAUCCACUGGAGCGCCUGGUAUCGGCAUACAGAGGUAAACUAGAAGGUAAAGGACACCCGAUUACAGGGGAAGCUAUAUACAUUGCCAAGAGGUUUGAAACCAACCCGACACCAGGCAUGCUGACUGGGAAAGAAGGUGUCUCUUUUCAGGCCUUCAUUGAUUAUCUCAACUCUCUUGAUCCAAACAAGGAUUAUAACGACCACUGGGAAAGCUAUAUUAGGUUAUGUGAUCCAUGUCAGAUUCAUUAUGACGUCAUCGCCAGACUGGAAUCUCAAGGCACAGAUCUAAACAUGAUGCUGAAGCUGAUAGGAAUGGACGACAUGUUGACGUAUCCUGAAGGUGAUCUCCCUGCCUCUUCCUCUGCAGUCUGGAAAAAAUAUUUUACUGAAAUAUCUAGAAGCGAUAUCAGGAAAAUAUGGCAACAUUAUGAACUUGACGCUCGUCUUUUUAACUUUACGCUAGACUGGUACUGACGUGUUUAAAACGUGGUAGUUGAGAUACACGUUGUAUGAAAAAUGGUUAUAUUAUUGUGAUCUUUCAUUAUGUUGUCUCUUGAUUGUGUAUAGGGUGAUAAAAAUAAAUUGGUUCCGAAAACACAAAAUAUUUUUCUAGCUAAAAGUCAUGGCGCCAUCUUAAACGUGCUUGAUUGAAUAUCUGAGUACUUGUCGUUUCGUUUCAUUUCGUACAAUGUAAAUACAUUUGACUCUUUGUCAGUAAUAAUAAUGGUGAUAGUAAUAAGCACUAAUGUCUGUACUUCAUGACACAUGUGUUUUAAUAUAUACUGUGGCCUAUUGACAAAUGGCACAUCCCUGAAGUCACUUUUUCUCUAUGUAAGGUUUUUUUAGUGAGUAUUCGCGCAAAAUGUGUACGAGUUAGUUUUAAUAAUGACGUCAAGAGGUGAUUUAAACUUAAGGUAUAAAUGAAACGUCACGAUUCUUAGAAAUAAUUUUUACAUAAUUGAAGUGAGAUCACAAUAUUAAAAUUUAAAUGUUUUUCUGUGCAGAUCACGCAGAAGAAUAAUAACAUAUGCGACACUUCCACUAUAUUUCAAUAAAGUAUACUUUUUA